ACAGCCAAUGAACACAAACAGGCGACACAAUCUCGCGAUACUUUGGGUUUGGCGGGCGCGAGAUUUAACUAAUACUGUGCGUUGUUGACACUUACUGGAUUCAUCAGUAAACAUCUCAACAAACAUCUGCCGCAUUAACUCUUUACCUCUUAAAUAGAAGAGAGCUGUGUGGUGUUCGACAGACAUUAAACGGGGAGAUACGAUAAGUCUUUAAGAGUUAAGUUUAUACGUUGUGUAGGGUUUUUUUUGGUAGGUUAGGUUAGGUUAAGUUGGUUGAGAGUUUGUUGAGCUACUUUUUUUAUUCGUCUAAUGUUUAAUCAUUCUCGCGGCUCUUCUAUCUGUCAGUGUGUGUGUGUGUGUGUGUGUGUGUGUGUGUGUGAGAGAGAGAGCACACAGUCCAGCAUCACCACCGCGCAGAGCUGUUAAAAUGAUAGUUAACGCUAGGCUGUAAUAUUGCUAGCUCAUUAAAUAGGGACAGAUAGGAGACUGUGGGGCUGUGAUGGAUUUAAAGCCCUCGACCGCGGUCAGUGUUAAUGCUGUGCCCCCAUACGGACAUCUCAUCAUCAGCUCCAAGUGGAGGGGCUCUACUCUAGUUCAGCAUUUUAAAGGCAGUGUGAGUCUCAUCUAUGAAGAAGAGCUUGGUGUUGUAGACAUCCACCUCAGUAACAGAAGUUGCAUCCUGUAUGUGUCAGAAAGUGAUCAGAUUGCUGGAACUGACUAUAAGAGGAAAAUUGUCAGAUUCAGGAAUUCAAACAGCAAACUACAAGGGAUUGUUCUUGUGGAGAAAACCCGUCUCAGUGAGCAGUACUUUAGUGGACUGCAGAAGUUUGUGGUGUUGGAGCUGGGCUUAACCUUGCUGCCUGUUUCCAGCCCUGCUGAAGCAGCCCAACUCAUUGAGCGAAUGGUACAUGUAGAAGGCAAGGAGAACCCAUUCCGAAAGAGAAGCAUGUCCAGACUGCUAGACCCAGUGGUGUUUGACAUGGUGCAGCUGAUCCCUGGGGUUGGCAAAGUGAAGGCCGUGGCCCUGCUAGAGCAAUUCCCCAGCGUCUAUGAAAUCAAUAAUGCUUCAGUCCAGGAGCUUGAGUCUGUUGUAGGGCAUUCUGCGGCUCAGCGUAUCUGGAGUUUUUUCCACAGUCCGUUUAACUGAUAUUACACCAAGACUUGUGUAACAGGAAACUCACCUGGUCACUGUUAAGUAAAAACAUUAACUGGAUGCAAAACAUGUAUUCUAAAAUCAUUUAUUUAUAUAACAGGACAGGCUCUACAUAUGGAAGCCCAUUUCCGCCACCUGAAGAAGAAAAAAACGUCCUCA
Messenger RNA from Astyanax mexicanus (Mexican tetra), 1312 nucleotides. It is a transcript of the gene faap24, whose product is annotated as FA core complex associated protein 24. Gene Ontology annotation, cellular component: Fanconi anaemia nuclear complex. The coding region runs from base 500 to 1147 and encodes 215 amino acids. The transcript is spliced from 4 exons. The record is from RefSeq and is a predicted model, not a curated record. Gene Ontology annotation, biological process: interstrand cross-link repair. Gene Ontology annotation, molecular function: chromatin binding. NCBI's taxonomy places the organism in Eukaryota, Metazoa, Chordata, Actinopteri, Characiformes, Acestrorhamphidae.